Lactuca saligna is the source of this 324-nucleotide messenger RNA. Lineage: Eukaryota; Viridiplantae; Streptophyta; Magnoliopsida; Asterales; Asteraceae. The record is from the annotation of a GenBank genome assembly.
AUGGAGAUGUUGCUCGAUCGGGGAACCCGCACGUACAGUUGGUUAGACGCUGACAAAGCCCCGGUUUACAUCCUGCCAAGUUGGAUCGGUUCUUCAUUCGAUACAGGCGACCCCGACACUUGGCUUCCUCCAGAUCAAUUGACCCAAGCAGGUGUAUUCCCAGAAUUCGGUGAUGAUGAGGGUGACGACGCAGAGGAACAAGAGGAAGAAGAUGACGAAGAGGACGACGAGAUGCCCGAAGCUGAAGACCAUUUUGACCAACCCUCGAUGCAGCAAACCGAUGUUUCAGCACGAUCAGUUCCAGGCCCCUCCACAUCAUUUUGA